GUUAACUAUAAAUAACAAGUGUGUUUUAUUUAAAAAUAAUAUUCUGUUACUUUUUCAUAAAAGUUGACAGUAAACAAUGAUGCAGACUAUCGUGACUUUGUUCUACGUGGUUGCUUGUGUUUAUGCAGUAUCGUGGCCGAGGGGAAAAUAUACUUUGGUAAAACCUAAAUCAGGCUGUCCAUCCGGAUGGGUUGAAGGAUGGCGAUUACAGGACAACGAAGAUGACAAAGGCAACAUAAACUCGGUAUCCAGUGGUCAUCAUUUUUACGGUGGAUUUACCAAGAACACAAAAACAUAUUACUGUUCAAAAAUUCGCGAGGAGAAGGUUAUAGAUUGGACCAAAUGGGAAUUACUACCAUGGCCAAAAGGAACGUACUGUAUACUAAGAAAAGGAGGAUCGUGUCCAAAAGGAUUUGCAAACGGACAUGUUUAUUGGGAUGAUGAGGAUGAUUCUGGCAGUUAUAAUAGUUUAGGUGGAACCUUGCCGGACGGAGCAUAUGGAAGGAACACAUUGAUACAAUACUGCUGCAGAUCUGAUGGACCAACUAAUAUAGCAAUAGAACUUCCCACAUCUAAACCGUUCUAUCUUGUGAGAAAAUCAAACACUUGUCAGCAGGUGAAAGGAAUGAAUGUCCGCAAUGAAUAUAUAAGGACAGACGACGAAGAUGAUGCAGGUAACGCAAACAGCUGGGCCGGAAGCUACCCAUCUAUAGAGGGAGGCAAGAAUAUACGUAUGAAUUAUUGCUAUUAUGCAUAAAGUCAUGCAUUAUAUAUGCACUUUGACAGAAAUUUGUUAAUUUGUCACAAAUGUAAAAUCAAGAAACGAUUACCACUGUUUAUAUUUUAUUAUUUAUCUUUUUUUUUUAUUCUUCAAAUAUCAUAAGUGUUUUAAGUUAAGCUUACAUCUAUUAUUUCUAUCAGAGAAAAAAAUCUUCAUGAUGAUUAUUGAAUUUAACAAUUAUUUGAUAAAGUGUUCGAUUAUUUUAUCAUAACAGGAAACCACAUGCAAAUCAAGUUUAAUCGUUAGACAGUAAUCGAAUUAUCUACAUUUUUGUUUAUAUUUGAACGGCCAAUUACUAAAAAAUACAAGUUAGUGCCAAAAUACUUCUUUUAAGUCUUUAAACAAAUACAUGAUGAUUAUUGUAA
Molecule: messenger RNA, 1146 nt
Organism: Mytilus trossulus (common blue mussel)
Lineage: Eukaryota; Metazoa; Mollusca; Bivalvia; Mytilida; Mytilidae
Exons: 5
Coding region: 77-757 (226 amino acids)
Source: RefSeq, a predicted model, not a curated record